UAACCUCCUCCAGAUGUUCCCGAGCUCCAUCUGACUGAUGAUUUACAGGCGGCGGACGUCGCCCUCUCACUCCGCGCUCCUCCGGCGACGCCCGGGUUAAUGCUUAACCCUUCGUCGCCGAGGCCGAGCCCCGUUUAUGGGGAGGGAGGCGACUUGGACUGCGAGCGUCGCGGAGGCGCGCGCCAAGUUCCUCAGACUUCAUCUCCCAACCGCUGCGGCGACAGGACCUAUCGGAGGAAGCAGCCGCCAUGCCGAAAGAAUCCGGCGUCUCCAAGGUGUUCGCCGGCACCUUCGUCUUCCUCACGGUGUCCGUCAUCGCCGGCAUCAUCACCAUGGUCAUCGUCUACCAGACGGAGAUCGGACCGCUGAACCCGACGCCGCGGCCCACGCCGCCGUCCGUCACCACCAGCCUGCCGCCCGUCACGCGGCUGCCGAAGCACCUGGUGCCCCAGAGGUACCGGGUGGUGCUCCAGCCCCACCUCUACACCCGCAUCAUCCAGGUGGUGAACGUCACCAGCCCCAACCAGACGAUGGUCUUCACGGGGAACUCCACCGUGACCUUCCGGUGCGUCCGGAGCACCGGCGUGGUCUACCUCCACAGCGAGGACCUGGAGCUCUCCGGUCCGGUGGUGACCAACAAAGACACCGACGAGCGGAUCGGCGUCUCGUGGAUGAAGCACCGAGAGGACAAGGGCCGCUUCCUGGAGAUCCAGCUGGACGCCGUGCUGGCGGCGGGGGGGAACUACAGCCUGUUUCUGGCUUUCAAAGGAACGAUUACAGAAAAUCUCUACGGGCUCUUCGUGAGCACAUAUUCUGAAGGUACCCCAGCGUUUGAAGGCGAUACGGAUACAGAGAGAUUUCUCGCCGCCACCAUGUUGGAGCCGACGGACGCCAGGAGAGUGUUCCCGUGUUUCGACGAGCCGGAGCUGAAGGCGGUGUUCGACGUGACGAUCGUCCACAGGAGAGACACGCUCGCCCUGGGGAACGCGGACAUGAGAGAUUCCUACAUCGUCGACGACGACUGGAAAGUCACCCGCUUUCAUCCGACGCCGAAGAUGUCAACGUACUUGUUCGCCUUCACGGUGUCAGAGUUCACGAUGUCAGCCAGCUCCCCGCCAGGCAGCGUGGAUAUUAAAACGUAUGGCCGCCCGGACGCCAUCGCAGCCGGCCACGCCGACUACGCUGCCGUCGUCACCGGGAAGAUUCUCAAGUUCUACGAGGAAUAUUUUGGAAUAGGCUACGAACAGAGAACUCUGGAUCAAGUUGCCCUGCCAGACUUGGGUCUUGCCGCGAUGGAGAACUGGGGCCUGGUGACGUACCAGGAGGGCAGCCUGCUCUACGAGGAGGGCGUGUCCUCGCUGCUGCACAAGGACACGAUCGCCUUCCUCAUCGCACACGAACUGGCACACCAGUGGUUUGGGAAUCUGGUGACGAUGAAAUGGUGGAACGACAUUUGGCUGAACGAGGGCUUUGCCACGUACCUGUCGGUCGUUGCGGUGGACCACGUGGAUCCACACUCCAACAUGAAAGACGCACAUUUCAUGGCCAACCUCCACGCGGCGUUCGAGCAGGACGCCCUGGCCUCGUCUCACCCCCUCAGUCCUCCGGAGGAAGACGUCCAGAUGACUUAUGAGAUUGAAGAUAUGUUCGAUUCCAUAACCUACUGUAAGGGGGCCGCCGUGCUGAGGAUGCUGUCGUUCAUCGUGACGGACCGAGUGUUCACCAAAGGAAUCCGAAUGUACCUCUCGGACUUUAGCUAUAAAAACACGGACCAGAACGACCUCUGGAAGUAUAUUCAAAAGGCCGAGGACGAGGGCGGUUUCACCAACGUUGCCAAGGUGAUGAACACCUGGACCAAACAAAUCGGCUUUCCUGUUAUCACCAUCAACACCACCAGUGGAGAAGUCUACCAGAAGCACUUCCUGUUCAACGACUCCUCUGAAUCUAACCUCUGGUGGUACGUCCCAAUCAGUUACAUGUCAAAUAUAAAGGAUUCGGCUUACUUCUUGUUGGAAACCAGUGACACGAUGACGAAAGACGAGUUCAUCUCUAAGAGCGGCGAGUGGAUCCUGGCAAACAUCAACUGUACUGGAUACUACAGAGUCAAUUACAACCCGGAGAACUGGGAACGCCUCCUGACUCAGCUGGAGACGAACCCACAACGGAUCCCACUGAUGAACAGAGGGCAGCUUGUUGACGAUGCCUUCAACUUAGCGAGGGCCAAACUCAUCGAAGUGACCCUAGCUCUGAAUUCAACGCGCUUCCUUCACAACGAGAGAGGCUACAUUCCCUGGGCGUCAACAGUCAAGAACCUGGAGUACUUUGUCCUCAUGUUUGACCGCUCCGAGGUGUACGGACCCAUGCAGGCGUACCUCCGAGAACAGGUUAGCGGCCUGUACGACUUCUUCAGGAACGACACCGACCAUUCCCAAGUCCCAAAGGAUCACUCCGCACAGCACAACCAGAUCAUCGCCAUCGAUGUGGCGUGUUCCAACGCGCUCCCAGAAUGCUUAGAGAUGGCGACAAAGAUGUUCGCCGACUGGAUGAACAGCAACGGCACCAACAGCAUCCACCCCAACCUGCGCUCCGUCAUCUACUGCCAGGCCGUGGCCGCCGGCGGGAGGGAGGAGUGGGAGUUCGCCUGGGACAAGUACCGGAGCUCCGUGGACACCUCGGAGAAGGAGCAGCUCCGGGAGGCUCUGUCCUGCACCAAGAAGAUCUGGCUCCUCAACAGAUACCUGCAGUACACCUUGGACCCGGAGAAGAUUCGUCUGAUGGACGUCGGGUCGACUCUCCUCUCAGUAGCAGACAACGUGGCGGGGCAGGCGCUGGCCUGGAACUUUGUCAGAGCGCACUGGGAGUACGUCUACAGAACGGGCCCCGCCAGGCUCAUCGAGGGCGUGACCCGAAGGUUCUCCACGCAAUAUGAACUGGAGGAGCUGGAGCGCUUCGCGGCGGACUACAACCUGAGUCCUACCAACUACGUGCAGCAGGCCGUGGAGCAGACCCGGGUCAACAUCCAGUGGGUCGGCGAGAACGCGGACGCCGUUCUGGAGUGGUUCGAGAACGAAGCCGCUUGGUAGGAGGAGAAAAGACCGGCUCGCUUCCGAUGAAUCCACUUGAAUCCCACAGGAAGUGAUGACGCAACAGGAGCUUUACUCCCUUUAAUCAAAAGGACCGAUAGCUCGAGGAGCACCGCAGUGUGGAGACAUUAUUUAUACCGUCAGACUAACCAGAUUACUAAAUCCACCCCGUUGUCAUUUUUGCACAUGAUGCUGAUGAAAGAUAAUUUUUUUUAAAGUUGUAAAAAAAUUAUGAUGUACUUUUUUUUUAAAGAAUCACUUUUCUUUUUUUUCUCGGCGUCUAUUAUCAAAAUGAUUCUGGAUUGGAACCGUCCUCGAUUGUAUUGAUCUCCUGGCAAAUCUAUCGGUUUGGAGGACGAGCGACUCGUCACACGGGAGGACACGCCUCUGUUGAAGGAGUCUGUGUGUGAUGUAACGUGUGUGUAUACGUGUUGUUGUCAUCAAGGAAGCUGUCUGUGUGCGUCAUGUUGGAAUAAAGGAACCAAAUUAUUCUUGUAUGUUGCUAAAGAAAAUGAUAUUUUUAUAAUAAAACAUCGACAUUG
Messenger RNA from Pseudoliparis swirei, 3625 nucleotides. It is a transcript of the gene anpeplb, whose product is annotated as alanyl (membrane) aminopeptidase-like b. Gene Ontology annotation, molecular function: zinc ion binding; metalloaminopeptidase activity; peptide binding. The record is from RefSeq and is a predicted model, not a curated record. Gene Ontology annotation, cellular component: cytoplasm. Bases 249 to 3083 code for a protein of 944 amino acids. NCBI's taxonomy places the organism in Eukaryota, Metazoa, Chordata, Actinopteri, Perciformes, Liparidae. The transcript is spliced from 20 exons. Gene Ontology annotation, biological process: peptide catabolic process; proteolysis.